AUGAACGACCUAGCUUCAGAACUGAGCAGAAGAAAACGAGCGGUUUGGAGAGCUUUCAAGAGCAUCGGGGAUGCAGUGAAGAGGACAAAGAACACUCGACUCCGUGCCCACCUUUUCGACUCAACGGUACUUCCUGCCCUAACGUAUGCGUCAGAAACCUGGUCGCUGCGUAAGCAGGAUGAAUGGUCACUCAGCGUUAUCGAACGCGCAGUCGAAAGGACAAUGCUUGGAGUAUCCCUUUCGACACAAGUAAUGGAUGCAAUCCGAAGCUCCGAUCUGCGUCAACGAUCAAAGAUCAAAGAUGCCAUUCUGUACGCCAGGCAGUGGAAGAUAAAGUGGACCGGACAGGUAAUGCGUAUGAAUAAGAACCGAUGGGCAGGAGCCGUUAGUGACUGGAUUUCUCGGGAUGUGAAACGUACUGCAGGAAGACCACCGACCUGA
This is a messenger RNA of Angiostrongylus costaricensis, 441 nucleotides long. NCBI's taxonomy places the organism in Eukaryota, Metazoa, Nematoda, Chromadorea, Rhabditida, Metastrongylidae. The record is from the annotation of a GenBank genome assembly.